AGUGAAGCAACACCAAGGAUAGCAGGGAGUAAAGGCUCGCACUUGACUGGUGUUGGUGAUGGAGAGCUUCAGUUUUGAAUGAUAUUGAAGGAACAUUAACGCUUUCAUCUGAAGGCUAGGUUUAAGGCGGGUUCACUCAUGGCAGUUUUCGCCGCUUGAAGCUUACAAUGAGCACUCCCAGCAGGAAUACGUUCGUUAUAGUGUGUGGGAAGUAGCGGCUGGCGUGACAUAAAGUUUAAGAGAUAGAAAAGUAAUCCAGGCUUUGCACUUGCUUGGAAAAUGGCCUAACAACAAGACUCCAGAACCUGGUUUUCAUACUCACAGGUUCCUUAAUCAGCAAGUUAUAUUAUCUUAAGAAGGACAACUUCUGAAAAUGAACAGAAGAGCCUUACCUGUGUUCAGACUGCUUAUCCGAAAUAUAUCCUCAAAGAAACCUAAGCCCAAGUUUGAUUUUGAAGCUGAUGUUGAUGUAGUGAAGAGUUUGCUAGAUGGCUCCUGUAAGGCCCGGCGGCACCCCGGCACACUGGACGUCAGGACUGUGUCUCUCCCUGAACCGCUCAAGGAGGCAGCGCAUGCUGUUAUACAAGAUUACCCAGAGAAGAAUGUACAAAAAGAUGCAAAGGUUCUGAAUCAGUACCUGUGUUCCCGCCAGGCUGCUCUGGAACCUGAGGAGGCAAAGAUGAGGUACCAUGAAGUGAGAGAGAAAAUCAAAAUGGAAGACGACAUUGACCCAGACUUUCCCAAUAUACCGGAAGAGGAGAGGCAGCGGUUGCAUGAUUCCUUGCGCUCCAAGGUUUAUGAAAGAAUGAAGAAGGAGGUCUAUCACUGGCAGGCCAUCCAGUAUGAUACAUACAAAUGUGUUCUGUACCUCGCUGCACGGCUGGCUCCAGACUUUGCAGCGCUGGUCCAGAUAAUGAGUGACAUGAAGAAAAGAGACCCAGGCUUUACACCACUCACCAUGCUGGAUUUUGGCUCUGGGGUUGGGUCAGGCAUGUGGGCAAUGGACCAUGUAUGGCCGCACACCUGCCGGGAGGUGGUUUGUGUGGACAGCAGCUCAGACAUGAAUGACCUGGCUGACAGGCUAUUGCGAGGAGGUAAUGCUGACAAGCCCCGUCUGGUGCGAGAAGGUGGGACUUUCUUCAAGCAGUUCUUGCCUCUUUCCAACUUACUCAAGUAUGAUUUGGUGAUUUCUUCUCGUUCACUAUUUGAAAUCCCAAACAUAAACAUGAGACUCAAAACUAUAGAUGUGUUAUGGCAGAAAACUUCAGGCUAUUUGGUGUUAGUUGAGACGGGAUCAAACGAAGGCUACAGGUUAGUGCAAGAAGCUCGAGAUUACUUGCUAGAAUUAAGUAGAAAAGCUCAGGAAGAGGGGGAGCCAAAUCCCGAGGGUUAUGUCUUUGCGCCGUGUCCACACGAUAACUUUUGCCCAAGGUUUUUUGACGGUAGUAAUAUCCCUUGUAAUUUUGAGGUAGAUUACAAACCACUUGCUCUUGGGAGGAAACAAAGUGCUCAACGAGAAAAAUUCACCUAUGUAGUAUUGAAACGUGGGAUGCGGGAAAAAUCAUCUGAAAAGCAAUGGCCUAGGUUGGUGGAAGACCCACUGUGCCGUAAAAAGCACGUGGUGUGCCGAGUGUGUACUCCCUCUGGCACCCUGAGAGAAGUGACAGCAACCAAACGCAGGCACAGUGCCGAAUGCUACAAGCUUAUGAGGCAUUCUAGAUGGGGAGACUUGGUGCCAGUACAGCUCUCUGAAGUGCCUGACCCUAGUAAUGUUGAUACUCAGGAUGGUGAUGAACUAAGUGAACCAGAGCAGAUUCAAAACUGAAACCGUAUUUAGUAAUUUAGUUGCUGUAUAUAUUUAAAAUGUGAUAUGUCAUAUACAGAUGCCUCCCUGCUUGAUGAAGCAGCCUUCCUAUAGUUAUUUUUACUACAUAAAGCAACAUGUCAAUUUAAGGAAUAAUAUUAGGUAAAUAUCAUUGGCUAGAGGUUGUGUGUCAUUUAAGCCACAUUUUUCUCAACCCCACUCUUGUGUCUGCCUCUCCAUCCCCACUCCCUCCUUGUUUCAAUUCUCACCCUACCCUUUUUUGCCUCUACAAAGCCAGGUGUGGGCAAACAUCAGCCCUUGCAGCCCGACAAGUGUUAAUAAAUUUGAAAGGAAAAAUAGCAAACGCCGAAUAAUAUUGAGCAUUUUGUUUUCUUCCCACGGGUGUCCUUGUGUGUGGAACACUGGCUUUCUUUUAAAAGCCUUUUAUAUGUUGAGUAUUUUGAGUUAAUAGUAUUGUGGUCGUAUAAGAUUACAAUUUUUUUAAUGUGACCCUUGCAUUAAAAUGUUUGCCCACCCCUGAUCUAAGCCCCUUUGAUCAUUUUGUAAUUUUGUAUGUUCAGCUUUAUUGCUAUAAAAAUCAGACAAACAAGACUGACUUGUGGACAUGCAGAAGUGUUUAAUGAAACAAUAUCCUAAAAAAUCUAUAACUUUAUUUUUUUGUAUUCAAAGGAGUACUUGUAUCCACAUCAUCACUUUACAUGGAAAGCUUUUCCAUAAUGAGGAAAGAAGGUGCUUUGCACCACUGACAAGAGUGACCUGAAGGGUUCAGAGGAAUUAGAAGGGAAGUACAAUGACACUUAAAGCCGUGAAAUGACACUUGGAAGUUAGGUCAGUGCAUACCACCAGCAUGACCUGACCUCUCACACUUGGAAUGCUGCAUAUAUUAAUGAAAUGGAAUGUAAUAAUGACCAGCAGAAUUGACAUAAGUAUGUGAAAACAAUGUAUGUAGUUACUAGGUGAAAUUUGUUAUACAUACUUUCUUGACAAGAUGUGUCACAAGUUGCCUGGAGGUUUACAGAUGAUAUCUUUGUGUAUAGGUAGGUGUGUUGAAAGGUGCAAUUCAUAUUUACCAAUUCAUGUUAUAAAUAUUCUCUUUAAUAUGUAAAAUAACCAAAAUAUUUAAAUUCCAACUAUUUA
Molecule: messenger RNA, 2962 nt
Organism: Portunus trituberculatus (swimming crab)
Lineage: Eukaryota; Metazoa; Arthropoda; Malacostraca; Decapoda; Portunidae
Product: methyltransferase-like protein 17, mitochondrial
Exons: 7
Coding region: 374-1825 (483 amino acids)
Biological process (GO): translation
Cellular component (GO): mitochondrial small ribosomal subunit
Molecular function (GO): structural constituent of ribosome; methyltransferase activity
Source: RefSeq, a predicted model, not a curated record